Molecule: messenger RNA, 2813 nt
Organism: Sesamum indicum (sesame)
Lineage: Eukaryota; Viridiplantae; Streptophyta; Magnoliopsida; Lamiales; Pedaliaceae
Molecular function (GO): DNA binding
Source: RefSeq, a predicted model, not a curated record
GAGAGGUCCGACGGUGCGCACACAAAUGUGUUAACACGUGUUAGAACACUCUUUUCGUCCAAUUUCAGCAGACGCACCUUCUCUAUUUCAACCCCCUACAAAAUCUCUCCUCUGAAAGAAAAUCUUGACCCGACUUCUGAAAAAUCAGAGAAUUUUUACUACUUAGUACAGAAUUCAAGAAGGGGCCUAUAAAUCUUGGAAUUCAGGGCAAAAAUGGUUGCUGGGAAGUCCCCAGACUGGCUUCCUCCUGGCUUUACUGAGAAGGUCAAAUACAAGAAUGGGAGGAAAAUUAAGUACUACUAUAAUGUUGCAACUGGUGCCAAAUAUCAUUCCAAAAAGGAAGUCCUAAGUUGUGCUACAGCAGAGAAUGGCCUCCUUGGUACACCUGAAACAACAAAGGUUAACAACAGUGGGCUCUCUUCAAAUAAGGAAGUUGAUACUCAGAUAUUAGAUAAAACAAAUGAUUCUCCUGGGUGGUUGCCCAGUGGAUGGACAAUGGAGGAAAAAACACGACAGAGCGGAUCCCGCAAGGGAUCAGUUUACAAGGUAUAUACUGAUUUAUCAUCCGGAAGCAGGUUUUAUUCACGGGCAGCUGUGACUCGAUAUCUGAAUACUGUAGAUCAUUCUAACACCGUGACUGUACAAAAUAAACUUGACAAUGUUGAUGAGCCCGUUCAGAACGUGUCUCCACAAGGCAUAUCCAUGACAAGUACAGAUCACAUUCCUGAAAAGAACAACGGCUCUUUCAAGAGGCUUGACAAUGUGGAUGAGCCCUCUCCAGACAUGUUCCGGGAAGGCAUAUCCAUGACAAAUACAGAUCACGUUCCUGAAAAGAAAAAGAAGAGCAACUCAUUCGAGACGGUGGCUGUUGAGAGCUCAGCAGCUGAUGACCUGCCACCAGGCUGGAUAAAAGAAAUCAUUACAAGUAAAUCUGGGAACAGAAUUAGAAAGGAUCCGUAUUACACAGAUCCAGUUAGUGGUUACGUAUUCCGUUCCAAAAUGGAUGCCUUGCGGUAUCUAAAAACCAACGAUAUUGGUAGCUGUGCUUGCAGACCAAAGAAAAGAGAGUUGGAAGAUCUCAAGUUGAUUAAGAAUAAAGUCACAUCUACUGUUCCAGCUAGUGAGCAGUUGUCUGAGCAGAAGAGACAGCUUUUUCCUGAAUUAUAUGGCGGUGGUGAAAAUUCUGGUGCUGAAAUUCCAGCAGAAUCAGAGGCCAAGAUCUUGAAACAAAUGCAAGAUAACUCAAAUUCCAAUGCUGAAACGGACAAGAAUCCUGAACCAGCAAAUGAAGUCCCUAAACCAGAUGCUGGAGUUAUGGCUGUAGAUGUAGCUAUCUCCUCCACAGUAACUGAUCCCUUGUCCAAUCAGAAGAUUUUAGAAAGCGGGACAGAAAACCAAACUGAUAUAACUCCAGUGAAAUCUAGAACAUCGAAGAAAAGAAAGGAUACAAGCUUGCCACAACGGGCUUCAAGAAGACUUGCAGGGUCUGAACCGGAGGUGCAGCCUAACUCGGUCUUGAAUGAACGUUCUCUUAGGGCUGCGGCUAAGAGAUCCUCCAGCAGUGAAGUCAAUACGUUUUCCAGUCCGUCCGUCAAGGCUUCAGCUAGAAUUCCUCUGCCAUCUGAUGUUGAGCCAGCAAAAGAAGAAACUCUUCCUGUAGUCGAGUCAUCGGACAAAGCUGAAAAGCCUCCUACAGAGGACCAGGCUAUUCCAGAUGAGCAAGCAGGUACACAGGCUAGUGAGAAGCAACAGGAUGACGGCAAACGACCACAAGAGUCGCAGCUUUGCUAUGACUUUGGGGACUCUUGGUCCGAUCCAUUAGAGUUUGCCUUGAAGACUCUCAGGGGGGAAAUACCAAUAGACGAUACUCUCUCGUUCGCUGGUUGCUUCGGUGAGCAGGUUGGCAUUCCUUACAAUAAGGCAGAUGGAUGCUUAAAAGCAUCACAAUGUGACGAGCCCAUCAUUUUCCAAAAUGCGUUUGGCGACCAUUCUGAAUCAUCAAAGCAACAGGGGGCCGUUAAUGAUCUGCCAGCUAAUCCAUCAUCGUUCUCUCCCCUGGGUAAUAUCAGCUUCCCGACUUGUAACGGCUUCAACAGUCAAUCCAGCACAGGGGCUGUGAAAAAGGAUAGCCAGACGACAUUUAAUCCUUAGAAAGCAAAGCAGAAUCCUAAGCUGAACAAAAGGUUAGUUUGCCAAAGAGAUGCUAAAUUAUGUUAGGUCUAAAUAGAAUCACAAUUGUGAAUGGAUUUCUGGAACCAGUGUGUGUGCCUUUAGCUUCUUGUUCUUGACAUAGACAUUAUUGCUGCCUUUCUUGCAACCUUUGAGGCAUUGAAGAAAAAGGUUUGUGCUCGAUGAUGGAGGAUUAUUGGAGGAAUCUUUAGAUGUAGCUUCAGGACCAGAAUCUUUGUCUCCAUCAAUGCAUACAUGCAAACUCUGAAACUGCCCUUCCAUGUAAAAACUAUGUUAUGUUCUGUCAAUCCUCUGAUAGUACUACACCUUUUGACAUGUUAUCAUGCCGACCAACUGUUGCCAUUUGUAUGUUGCGGUAUGAAAGAGCAAUACAUGUAGUUUGCCCAGCCUAGCAUGAAAUCCUGGGCUUCGGUUAUUAAUGUUAAACAACAGUGAUUUGACUUUACAAAAGCUGUCUGUAUGCCUACAUUGGCUACACCCAUGUCCUGUUUGGUUUUAAUGUUUCUAGAAGUUGAUUUUUGGAAGAACUCAGCUGCAACCUGGAGUUGCCGAAGCUGCAGCUCUUAGAUUACGUGAUCUGUACAUCCGAGCGUUUUGAGGAUCAACUUUUCCAGUAAUAUUCA